This is a messenger RNA of Branchiostoma belcheri (Belcher's lancelet), 5747 nucleotides long. Its product is annotated as regulator of G-protein signaling 22-like. The transcript has 25 exons. Gene Ontology annotation, molecular function: G-protein alpha-subunit binding. The coding region runs from base 506 to 4894 and encodes 1462 amino acids. Gene Ontology annotation, biological process: regulation of signal transduction. NCBI's taxonomy places the organism in Eukaryota, Metazoa, Chordata, Leptocardii, Amphioxiformes, Branchiostomatidae. The record is from RefSeq and is a predicted model, not a curated record.
AUGGCCCCCUGUGUAAAUGGAUCCAUUUGUACAGCCUCCGGGCUAUUGUCAUGUAAAUGCCUGGUGUGGUUACUACCAUCGCCCGGCAACACCCGCCUGUUCAACUGCGUCUACUACCCCCUCCUACCUCCCUUCCUUACCUGUCUAUCCCAGGUGUUUUUUAAGCACCUGGUGGUGGUAGGGGUGUGCAGGUAGACUGGAGCAUACCUUGUCUUAAAACCAAGAGGAAAGCGCUGUUUGAAACUGUUGCCAUGUGGCUGUUUUAUUUGACAACACCGCUCCAUGGACAAGUCAUUCAAACCAGGUGACAGCCACAGGUGUGUCGCCUCACCUGAGUCUUCUGCCACGGUCUUGGACUUGUGGGAUCACCUGCGACACUCCUUGAGAUUUCACUAGGACUCUCUGAAAGGCCAUUUCGCCAUUUGCCAGCUGUAGCGGACACAAGGAGGGAUUUAGAAUUGGCGUUGUUGAGUGUGUGUCGUAUUACGUGUUUACCUCUACAGCCAUGCCGGAGAGAAAGCUGACUGUAGAACCACCAGAGAUUAGGCAUGAAGAUUUGGAGGACUUCCUGGCCACAGAUGACCUGUUUGUGGAUUACUUCAACAAGUUCCUCAGCCUCCCAACAUUCCCAGAACCUCUUAGAUUCAACAAGGACCUGGGAGGGUUUGAGGUUGUCACCAACGCACAGAAGGAUGUGGCCAAUCAGAUCAAAGCUGUGGCGCGUUCAUACAAGGCACCCAGCCAGAUCUACAACGCCACACGAGCAAUCACGGACAAGCCCCUGUACUACCAGGUGUUCUCUGAUGAGCCACAGACACAGGAGGAGAUUAAAACCAGCUUCCUUGUAACAUGUCUGAACAAGGAACAAGGCAUCCAGUGGAUCAAGCAGCAGCGUCUGCCUGCCUUCCUGCAGAGUGACCUGUACCUGGAGUAUCGCCUGGCCAAACUGCUGCAGCAGACAGACAACCUGGAGAGCGGGGUCAAACUCACCAUAGACACAGAGUACAGACCUUUUUCCAGGAAGAAGUCGGUUGUGAUCACCCAGCAGCUGGAGGAUGAUGCAGCAGUGAAGCUGAUGAAGACCAUGUAUGUGUGCAUGGGAGAGGCCUCCACAACACAGACUAAACAGUGGAUCUCUACAGCCAGACAGGCCAACCAGCUCCAGACAACCACAGCUGCAAAAUCCCGCAUGUCCAGUGGCAUUGGCAGCGACCCGUUUGGUUACCAGUCCAGGCCGAACAGUGGACGUCCAGCGUCUGCUGAGUCCCUGCUGGGAGAGGAUGGGCUGAGGGUACAGGACAGUGCCAUGUGGACAGGCUCUGCUAGGUCCCAUGACAGAGAUUCGGUGCAGUCAGAAGACUGGUACUCCAGCAAGUUGUUCGGAGUGGAGAGCCCGACCCGGAGACCCCCCACCCGCUCCAAGACGCCGCUGCACGAGAACUUUGUCUGCAUGGUGACCGAUGACCAGUCGCAGCGAACAGGAGCUAUCAGUAGGAGCACGGUCUAUAAGGAGAGCGGAUUUGGGGACGAGGAAAAGGAGGGAGAGAAAGAUGCUGAGGACAAUGAGGACCAAGAUGACAGUGAUGAUGACAGUGGGUCAUCAGAAAGAAGUGACUCCUCGUCCAAAUCAGAAUCAAGUGACACUACAGAUGAGGAUGAGGAGCAUCCCUACCUCAAUGUGCAGAAUGUGGAAGACUUUGCGACUAUUGUUGUCGCCAUCGUGAUGAAACAGUCCGUCGCUGCAGUAACAGACGUGGACAUCAAGGAAGUUCCAGACUUCUUUGACACAUCCCAUCUUCUAAAGCCUGGUGUAUCACUGCAUCAUCUAGAAAUCGGUCCAAAGGGAAAAAUCACCGCAAGAACUGAUAUAGAAGAAGAGGAGGACGAGAAAACAAAAAAAGUGACAAUCAAGGACGAAAAUGAAAACGACAGUGAGAGUGAUAUUGACUCCCUGUUUAGUGAGGAGUCCGAGGAGCCUGACCCCUGGUUCAGAAAACAGAGGGUGUUCGAGCUGCAGAACUGUAAAGGAUUCGAAGCAAUGAGGAAAUUCCUGGAGGGAAGCAAUGGAGAUAAGUACUGGAGUUUCUGGCUGGACAUUGACAGAGGAAAACUGAUCACAGAUCCCAACAAGCACCAGAGCUACCUGGUGAAGAUGAGAGAGAGGUACCUUCAGAAGAGCAGCCCGCUGGCGCUGACCCACGAGAUGUGCCAGGCCCUGGGGCUGGGGCUGGCCCGAGACUGGACCAUGGACCAACUAGCAGAUGUACAGGCCAGAGUCUUGGAACCUCUGCUACUGUACUGGGCUCCCCGGUUCCUGUUGAGUCAGCGCCGCCACACCAACAUGGACCAGAACUACCUGUACUUCAGACAGAAGCUGAACCGCCCCAAGUCUGCGGAGAUUGACCCCCAGCCUCGCACCAUCACCAUCAUCCCCCUCCGCCCCAAAACAUGCAUCCCCAGGGUCAAGCUGGGACAGAGACAGAAGCAGGUGUCCCGGAGUGCUGACCUGGCCCUGUUGAAGCAGCAGGAGAGAAACAGGAAGGAGGGACAACAGCUGCUCACCGCGAAACUCAACCUGAGGAAAUCACCCUCACCUGACAGGCUCAAGACUAAAGCUCUCAGCCCCAAGCACAAAAGGCGGAAGUCAGCGCGGAGCGACAUUUCCUCCAUCAGCGGGAGCAGCUGGGCGGGGUCGGAGGACAGCUCGCCAGAUGAGGGACCUCAGAACAUCCGCAACAUCGUGGCCAGGAAGUUCAGCCUGCCGAGCUCCAAUGACAGCGUGUUCCUGGGCAGCUCCAGGAUGGAACAGAUGCUCCAGGCCUUGUACCACGACAGGAAUGCUGGGUACUUCUUCACACAGUUCUGUGAGAGGUCAGGGAAUAAGCUCUGGUCCAACUCCAUCCACUGCUGGACAGACCUGCAGACGUACCACACCCUGUUCUACGCUGACGUGCUCGACCCUUUUGUAGUGAAGAAAAAAGCUCAGUACAUCCACUCUAGGUUUGUGGUAGCUGCCUCCCCAGAGGACAUUGGGUGCAGCCAGGACAUCAGGAACGAGGUGUACAAGAACAUCGACCCUCCCUUCGAGGAACUAUUUGACUCAGCGGAGGAAUACAUCCUGCAUGUGCUGGUGGUGCCAUGGCAACAGAUGAUUGAGGGGGACAAGCACACUUACUCUAAGGUGGAGCUUUUUGAACAGAAGCGCCAUCUCGAGACCAAGUCACGCCAGCUGCUUCGUCUACAGAAGAAGGGUCUCCUUAGAGAGCUGACCAUCACCCCUGAAGCAGAGGAGCUGGAGGAGUCUCCGUACGACGACACCAUCUGGGCCAAGCUGCCCGACCAGUUCAAGAAGUGGACCUUCGAGGGGCUGGUGCACAACCGGCUGGAACUGGAGCACUUCCGCAAGUUCCUGGCCGACAACUUCGCCUCCAUCGACCUGCAGUGUUGGAUGGAUAUUGAGGCAUUUCGUCGGCUGUCUCAUCUGGACAAUGCCAAGAGAGAUGACAAGGCCAAGGACAUCAAGAGCAAAUAUCUGAACAAGAAAUACUUCUUUGGGCCCAACAGUCCUGCAACAAAAGAGCAGCAGAACAAGGUGAUGGAGGCAGGCGGAGGCUGGGGUAAGAUCCUGCAGGACCGUCCUCCCACCACCCUCCUGCUGGAGGCACAGAAGUACGUGAAGGAGCGGCUGGAGAAGAAGUGGCUGCCCAUGUUCCUGUCGACGACGGAGUUCCAGGAGAGACAGAGACCAAAGAUCAACAUGGACGACGUGGCUGAGGACGUCAUGGUGCACAAACAGAGGAAACGACAACAAGUCUGGAAGAUGCUGGACAGUAAGCUGAUGUCGUCGACCCGUGACAUCAUCGCGUUCCGCCGGGCGCUGAUGAACCCCGUCACCAGCCAGCAGUUCCGCAAGUUUGUGUCUGUGAAGGGAGAGAACCUGGAGAACGACGUGCUGUUCUGGCUGGAGAUACAGAAGUACAAGGACAUGGUCCAUGCCCACGUGGAGGACUCCUUCAUCCAGCAGAAGAUCGCCGCCAUCAUCCACUGCUUCAUCGACUCGUCCCUCCCCCCGUCUGUCCAGAUAGACAUCCCCCCCGACCAGGCUGACAGGAUCCUGGAGCACCGCAGGGAGCUGGGGCCUUACAUCUUCAGGGAGGCACAGUUGACAGUGUUCCGGCUGCUGCUGCACCAGUGGGGGGCCUUCUGUGAGUUCCGACAGAACAUGGCGGAGGAGAAGAUCCUCACCACGCUGGAGAGACAGAGGAAGAGAGCGAGGGAACGAGAGAGGGCCAGGCAGAAGGCAUACGAAGAGGAACAGGCAAAGAGAGAAGCGCUGAAGGCUGGUGAAGGAGAAGAUGAGGAUGCUGGGAGUGACUUUGGCAGUCAGAUGGACGAGGAGACGUCACAGGCUUCUCUGGAGAAGGUGACCUGGUCCUACGGGAACUAUAUGGCAGCUCUGGAGCGAGAAGAACAGAUGAACAAACUGCCUGACAUGGACAACAUCUCCCUCAGCACACUGAGCGACCUCUCAGGUCUGACCUCCAACACCAGUAUGAAGACCUCGCGAGCGGAGAGUGUGAGUUCCGAGGUUACCAAGGAGACGUUAGAGACGGGGAAAUCCACGCUACUGGACGUCCCGAAGAAGGCGAGGCCGCGGAAACCGUCCAUCGUCAGCAUCAAGGACGGGGGCAAGGUGGUACAGGCCAGGACGGGGAAGGAGCUGGUGCCUGCCCCUCCGAGGGACCUGCCACCCCCUCCGCAGACAGUGGGAGAGGCCGACGGAACCAACAGACCCAGGGGGAAGAAGGUGGUGAACGGGACCGGCCCACAUGGGGAUGGGAGGGAAGCAAAGAGUGGGAAAAACAAACUACCUGCACUGCAGAAAGUCAGAUGAAAUUUUGUUAUGCCUGAGAUUCUACAGAUUUUUUUUGUGAGAGAUUAUUUUAUGCUACAUGUAUGUGAACAAAAUUAACAAGAUAUGCAAUAUCUUUUCACAUGUAGUACACAAAGCCACAGGUUUAGAGAAUAAGUUGUAAAUUUCUCCUCCUCGUUGAUUGUAUGUUUGACCAGCAAGUCUGAAAUUAAUGCAGUAGUGCCAAAGUCAUAAUCUUUCAAUGUACCUGAGGUGCUUUUAGGAGAAAGUUGUAAAUAGAUGCUUGCAUGAAUGCUUGCUUAUUGAAGUAAUUAGCUCUUUUGCAAAUGAGAAAAUGAAGUCUAUUUUUGCAACACUAGUGGUUCAACAUUGAAAGACCACUUUUGUGUUGUGACAAUCUCGUCCGUCCAAAAUAAAGUACUUGUGCCACAUGUAAGCUUUUGACAGGAAAACUGAAAUAAGUGCUGUGAAUGAACACCUCAAAGUAAAUUUGUGAUUGAUGAACUACAGAUGAUAUAAUGCAGUAUGUAUUUUGUAAUUAUGUUGUAUUGAAAGAAAUUGAUAUUAUAUGACUGGAUUGUCAGAUUUUUUAAAUGUUGCAUGAAUAUAUAUUUAUCAACUAAAACAUUCCAAAUACCUGUACUCAUGAGAUUAUUGUUAGCCUACAGACCUGUAGGGAUCUGUUGAUAUAAAUGCAAUUUGUGUGGAUGUACAGAUAAAUGCUGUCUAGCUUGAAGUCUGUUUAAAAGUUUGAAAGACAGAAAUUUAUAGGCUACAGAACAUGUGUGAGAUUAGAUUUAGUUUUAUACUUGAGUGUUGUUUGUGCUAGUGUCUGUUUUUGUUCUGUGAAGUAAAAGAGUAUUUACAACCACCA